Molecule: messenger RNA, 309 nt
Organism: Symbiodinium necroappetens
Lineage: Eukaryota; Dinophyceae; Suessiales; Symbiodiniaceae
Source: the annotation of a GenBank genome assembly
AUGAUCUCGGCUGAAAGCAGGAAGAAACGAUUCAGUUUGAAUGGCCCGACGAGCAAGGCCCAUGAUGAUCUUUUUGCCAAAGUGCCCUUGGGCUCAAGUGGUAAGUAUCUCAAAGAAUCAUUCCCGGGCGUUUCUGCCGCUGGGACUACGCUUUACGUCUUCAUCCUACUGCCCGUUUCUUGGAUAUUGGAGAACUAUGCAGAGCCUCAGCCGCUUCCUUGGGUUGUGCUUGCUACUUGCCUUGGCAGAGGCUGUCGGCCCGAGCUCAGAGCAAUGCCGCGGCGACUGCCCAGAAGACCGUGCGCGGCG